UUUUGUUGAUUUAUUUUGAAACAUACAACCUAAACGAUGCUCUAUUGAGACGUGUGGCAGCGCAUCUUCAUCGAAGGUUAUAUUUUUAUGGAUUUGUUGUUAAUUUUGUUCCAAAAUACAAAAUGACGUCGGACACUUUGUUACACUACGCCAAUGUGUCUACGUUGCUGGUGUGUAUGGUGCUCAAGUUCCCGCAGAUCUUCGUACUUAUGCGAGCUAAAUCGACGACCGGAGUCAGCCUCAAAAGUCUCCUGCUCGAACUUUUUGGGUACAUCGUGUUUGUCACGUACCAGACGUACUACGACUACCCACCACCAACAUACCUGGAAUAUCCCAUUCUUAUUGCUCAAGAUGUCGUCCUGCUACUGCUGAUCCUGCUCUACAACAACAGGUUGCAGGACAGCCUCAUCUACACUGUUGUCUUUGUCCUGGGCUGGAGGCUACUAACCGUGGAGAAAUGGAUCAUCGAUUUUGCGAUGAGUCUGUGCACCUUCAUCAGUGCUGCGAGUAAGUUCGCACAAUUGCAAUGUCUAUGGAAGUCGAAGGACGCGGGACAGAUUAGCGCCCUCACCUGGGGGAUGGCCAGCUACACCUGUAUGACACGGAUCUACACCACUGUAAUGACAACUGGAGACAUGCUGGUUCUGGUGCGCUUCAUCACCACCACUUUGCUGAACCUUUGGGUGCUGCUAAGCAUCUUUUACUACCGGAAAAACGGCCGCAGCUGCGUGAAAGAAGACUGAACACUUUGGAGCGGACAAAACUUCUCCCACUGUUACUCCCAGAAGACAUGUUACACUGUAAAUACCUGUUUUACCUUUCUUGUCCAAAUCAUUCCAAAGUUUAGAAUAUGAAAAAGCAACUCUCAAAUAGUGUACAGUGGAACACGCUCAUGGCCACCAGCUUCUUCUUCUUACUAAAAAAUGCCAUCUUCAGACAUAUAUCGUCGACCACUUUUGUUUGAAAAUAAGUCAUUUGUUGGGAAGUCCCAAGUCUGAUACAAAUGCAUGCGACUUAUGCUGUCUUUAAGUUGAAGUGGAGUGGUAAUUAGUUUUUUUGGCGCCAUGUAGUGCUCACAAUAAUCCAUUAAGUUAAGGUACCAAGUCAAAUUGUGUGUUAAACAUACUUGGCCCAAUAAGCUGAUUCACAGUUAGCUAAAUGAUGCGGACACGUUCGUUACUGGAUACUUUUCAUAUGCUUUUGCCUUGUAGACCUUGUUUUUGUAAGUUUAUUUUAUUGUUCCAUUCAGCACACUUAUUAUGUAUGUCUAGCUUGUGUGCUAUUGUGUGCUUAGCUGUUGUGUAGCUGCUUGCUCACAGUAGCAUAUGGCUUACCAUGCUUACUUUCUGUGAAUGACUUGACUAACAUACAAAAAAAACAAAAACAACCUAGUGUGAGGACAUUUAGUUAACUGGCUGUCCAGCUGUGCACAAGUAAACCUGAUGCAGGACCGUUUGUAUCCGAGAUUUUACAUGCAAACCAAUAUAAUCCGAUUUUUAUUUUUUACUGACAACGGACUGAUAUCAGUAUCAGAUAGUCAUUUCUAUGAAAAAGUGGUCAGUUUUUGUCGAAAUGUGAUGACUGUUCAGACUACAAUAAUUGAGAACCAAUUUUAUGUACAAGUUUGCGGUCAGAAGUGACAAAGGUUUUGGUUCACAGCACACCCGACUUUUGAAGGCCGAGAAAAAGUGUCUGACAAUGGUUAUUUAUAACUAUCUUAGAGGUAGGAAGAUUCAUGUAUAGGACUUGACAAUUUAUUUAGUGAGAGGCACACAUCUUGUACAUUAAUGAUAUCAUUGACUUGAACGGGUUCCACUGUAGUACACUUGUGUUGUUGUGGGAGAGCACAUUCCUAUUGUGUUCACCUAACUCAGGAUAAAUUGUCUCUUUUACUCGUUCCUUUCAGAACAACAUUUAAAUAAAGCCAUAUUGUGACUA
Molecule: messenger RNA, 1938 nt
Organism: Nerophis ophidion (straightnose pipefish)
Lineage: Eukaryota; Metazoa; Chordata; Actinopteri; Syngnathiformes; Syngnathidae
Gene: slc66a3
Product: solute carrier family 66 member 3
Exons: 7
Coding region: 123-743 (206 amino acids)
Source: RefSeq, a predicted model, not a curated record